ACGCAGUUUACAAAUGGCAUCCUCUCCUGGCGAUGUUAGAUUGAUCAUCGUACCGUUCAACAGGAGGUCCCCCUUAAAAAGACAAUGGAAAUCCAUAGUUGAAAUACUUACCAAACAACUUAAGCUAAUGGUCUGCAUUAAUACCCGUGUCAAAAAGGCAAAGGAUGAGUAUCUCCAGAAGGGCUUUGAUUUUGUCUCGGCUUAUCUUAGCGUUUUUGCUUUCGAAGAUGCCCUGGCUAUCGUCAGAAUAGACGGUAUUUACGUUAAAAGCUUCCAUAUAUCAAACGUUAAGCAGACCCUGCGUGUAAGCGACCAUUUGGCUAGACCUGUCGGCCGUAUUUGUGGAGCAAAUGGUCGCAUCCGGAUGUGCAUUGAAAACGCCACUCGUACACGAAUUGUAGUGGUCGAUCAGACAAUUCAUCUACUUGGCAGUAACGAACGGAUA
This is a messenger RNA of Protopolystoma xenopodis, 445 nucleotides long. Lineage: Eukaryota; Metazoa; Platyhelminthes; Monogenea; Polystomatidea; Polystomatidae. The record is from the annotation of a GenBank genome assembly.